GACGGAUAGGAUUCUGCUCAGAGUCAAAUGACGUUCGCGGCCGGGAAAUAUAACUUAGAGCGGACUAUCUCCGGAAUACCUUGCCAAGACCCGGACCGGGUCCCCGGCGAGCUGCUGCCGUCCUCGGAGGCCGAUUUUCCCUCCAAUCUCCCCGCGCGGAACCCCGCGACUACCCCAAUUAGGGGUGGAUAUGGCGACUCCACAGCCACCGAUCCACGCUUCAGGAUAACAACAUCCAAUCACCAGGCACGAAUUCAACUCUGGCUCCGACUCCGCAGGCGGCCAGGCCCUGGUGUCGAAAUAAAAUGACCGCCUUGCGAGCUGGCAGUCCCGGGAUCAACUGAACUUUUUGCGUGUUGUCCAACUUACAUCGGGUGCAAAGCCAGUGGCGGUCUGGUGCGCUGCAAGAUGGCGAAGGUCUUCAGCGCGGAGGAGGUCGCAAAGCACAACACCGCAGACAGCUGCUGGGUGGUGAUCCACGGCAAUGUCUACGACGUGACCGAAUUCCUGCCCGAGCACCCCGGCGGGUCGCGCAUCAUCCUGCAGCUCGCCGGGCGAGACGCCACGGCCGAGUUCGACCCGAUCCACCCGCCGGGCACGCUCGAGGAGAACCUCAAGCCGGAGGCGAAGCUCGGCGUUGUCGAUCCGGAGAGCCUCAAGCAGCUGCAGCGCCAAAGCGGCAAGGGGGCAGCCGAGGAAUCCAAGCCACCGCCGCCGCCGCCGCUCGACACGCUGCUCAACCUGGACGACAUCGAAGCGGCCGCCAAGACGCAGAUCUCCAAGAAGUGCUGGGCCUACUACUUCUCCGCCUCGGACGACCUGCUCAGCAAGACGCUCAACAACACGGCCUACCGCUCCAUCCUGCUGCGCCCGCGCGUCUUCGUCGACGUCACGCGCGCCGACACGCGCACGAGCCUGCUCUCGGGCGCCCUGCAGCUGGCGACGCCGCUGUACGUCUCGCCGGCGGCGAUGGCGCGGCUCGCGCACCCGGACGGCGAGGCGGGCAUCGCGCGGGGCGUGGCGCGCUUCGGCGCGCUGCAGAUCGUCUCGCACAACGCGAGCAUGACGCCCGAGCAGAUCGUCGCCGACGCCGCCCCCGGCCAGGUCUUCGGCUGGCAGCUGUACGUGCAGACGAACCGGGCCAAGAGCGAGGCCAUGCUCGCCCGCAUCAACCGGCUGCGCGACCGGUACAAGUUCGUCGUGCUGACGCUGGACGCGCCCGUGCCGAGCAAGCGGGAGCACGACGAGCGCGCGGGGAUCGAGGCCAGGAUGGUGCUCGAGGGGAGCAAACCGCCCGGGGAUCUGGCGGGGGCAGGAAAGAGUAAUAACGCUCGACCAGACGCGGACAGCGGCGUCGGGAAGCAGCUGUUCUUCGGCACGGCGGCGGACCUGACGUGGGAGACGACGCUGCCGUGGCUGGCGGCGCACACGGACCUGCCGAUCGUGCUCAAGGGCAUCCAGACGCACGAGGACGCCUACCUGGCGGCGCGGUGGGCGCGCGCCCACCCGGGCUCGAUCCGCGCGCUGAUCCUGUCGAACCACGGCGGCCGCUCGCUCGACACGGCGCCGCCCGCCGUCCACACGCUGCUCGAGAUCCGCAAGUACUGCCCGGAGGUGUUCGACGCCGUCGAGCUGUGGGUCGACGGCGGCAUCCGCCGCGGCACCGACGUCGUCAAGGCGCUCUGCCUCGGCGCCAAGGCCGUCGGCGUCGGCCGCGCCGCCCUGUGGGGGCUCGGCGCCGGCGGCUGGAGAGGGGUCGACCGGACGUUCGAGAGUGAGUCCCAUCCCAUCCCAACCGCGCGAGCGCGCGCGCGCGUGUGUGCACGCAUCCCUUCUGGUUGGAUGAGACCUGGCUAACCGACUUGCGCGUUUCG
Molecule: messenger RNA, 1874 nt
Organism: Thermothielavioides terrestris NRRL 8126
Lineage: Eukaryota; Fungi; Ascomycota; Sordariomycetes; Sordariales; Chaetomiaceae
Exons: 2
Coding region: 409-1857 (482 amino acids)
Molecular function (GO): heme binding; oxidoreductase activity
Source: RefSeq, a predicted model, not a curated record